This is a messenger RNA of Neocloeon triangulifer, 1822 nucleotides long. RefSeq lists its product as uncharacterized. Bases 225 to 1397 code for a protein of 390 amino acids. The transcript has 9 exons. Gene Ontology annotation, molecular function: serine-type endopeptidase activity. NCBI's taxonomy places the organism in Eukaryota, Metazoa, Arthropoda, Insecta, Ephemeroptera, Baetidae. The record is from RefSeq and is a predicted model, not a curated record. Gene Ontology annotation, biological process: proteolysis.
CUGGGACUCCCAUCAUAUCAUCAGCAGUUUGGGCGCAUCGCUCGAGUACUCCACGUCUUAAAAUUGUCGCAAUUUCUUUAUUUUGAACAAUUUGAUUUUUGGUCGUGUUGAUGGAGCGACGCUAAUUAUCAAUAAUUCUUAACCAUCUAAAUCUGCAAAUUCGUUAAUUUUUCAUGCAGUUUAGAAAAAAAAACUUUAGCCUGCAGACUUUAAGUUAAUUCAGGAUGAAUUAUAACUUGAUCGGAUGGAUUUGGCUGCUCACUUUUCCCGCUUUUGGAUAUGCUGUGAUUGUUGGUGCGAAUCUGGAGAAAAUAAAAAUGACCGAUUGCUGGAAUUACGGCAAACACAAAUCUUUAAUUGCUGCACCUGUCUUCAGUUUUGAUGACGAGAAUUUGAGUACCAAAGACUGCGGCAAGUGGGACCGAAAUAACGAAGACGACAUCGCUCCGUGGCUAGUUUUUUUGCACAGUGGCAGUUCAUUUGGUUGCCCAGGUUUAAUUUUGUCCGAGCGAACUGUCAUCACGCCGAAAUGCACCACUGAAUACUCAGCAUUUGUAAAGCGAGAUGAAAUAAUACAAAUGUUUAGCGGCGAAUGCGUUCAAAACGGAGACAAUUGCUUUGGGAGACGAGGCUUGCAAAGCAAAAAGGUGCUCGACGCGAAGAUAGUAAAAAUCGAGCUUGGCAGUUAUUUCGUCGAGGAAUUCUUUGUGUGGAAAGUUGAGAAACUGAGUUUCAAUCCUAGUUUGAAGCCCGUCUGCUUGUGGGGUCAUGACAACCAGAACAACGCGCAGGAUAUCUGGUACCAUUUCAACAUGGAGGGCAAAUUGAUCAUGGCAGAUAUAUUACCCGAGGGCCGCUGCUACGGAAAUACAAUGCAAAGCUGGGAGUGUGAGCUUUAUGGAAACGCGAUAUGCACAAUAGUAUCUUCGGCAGCGAGCGCUUUUCAUCGACGGAGAGGAGCCGCGAUUGGAACAUUUUUUACUCUAAUAAAUCGAGGGGGUCGCUUCUAUUUACGAGGAAUACUGAAUCUACGAAGAAUUGAAAGUGCUGCGAGAUGGCUUGACGUGCUCCCUUUCACAUGGAAAAUCGUUUCUGCGUCCACCAAUCUGGCAGUGUUUCCACAAAUUCCCGACUUGAAAAAGAGGAUAGAUUUCGGGCAAAAGCAAAGCUACGAAAACUGCGGGCAUCAACCACCCAGACGAAUUCGCAGGAAAAGGGAAGAGGACGAUGAAGAUGAAAAAGAGCGCAUCAGUUUUGUUGCCGGUGGCCAAAAUGCGGACAGUGGCCAAUUCCCUUGGCAUGCGAGUCUCUCAUUCUUCAGUGAUUUGUAUGAAAUUUUGAAUUUCUGCGGGGCGACGCUCAUUUCGCAAAGGACGCUUGUCACUGCUGCGCAUUGAAUUUUCGGUGAGUUUGAAACUCGGUUCACUGCUUCUGAGUUGGAAGUGACGCUUGGAAUGAACAACAAAUCCAAAGAGCAUGAAGAAUCACGGCAGAAAAUGAAGGUAACUCUUCGUCAUGAGUUUGGAAGACGUACCAAAUUAUUAUCAUUUUAUUUGCACAAAAUGCAUAUUAAAUAUAUGAAAAUAAGUCCUUGAAUUUUUAGAGAUUUAAAAUUUCCCCCUGAAUUAAUUGGAAGGAACAACAAAUUACAAUUUUAUAAUUUACCCUGCAAUUGUUGCAGGCUAAGGAUUUGUUGGUGCACCCUGGAUAUAAUCACGGCAGGGGCGAUUACAGGAAUGACAUCGCUCUGAUAAUUCUGGUUGCCAAUGUAGAAUUCAAUCCUAAGGUGCGGCCGAUUUGUCUGUGGAAUUCCGACUACGAC